This is a messenger RNA of Grammomys surdaster, 1895 nucleotides long. It is a transcript of the gene Eif4a1, whose product is annotated as eukaryotic translation initiation factor 4A1. The record is from RefSeq and is a predicted model, not a curated record. NCBI's taxonomy places the organism in Eukaryota, Metazoa, Chordata, Mammalia, Rodentia, Muridae. Gene Ontology annotation, biological process: cytoplasmic translational initiation. Bases 122 to 1342 code for a protein of 406 amino acids. Gene Ontology annotation, cellular component: cytoplasmic stress granule. The transcript has 11 exons. Gene Ontology annotation, molecular function: ATP binding; RNA helicase activity; translation initiation factor activity.
UCGAGUUGCAGAGCGCCGGCGGGCGGGGCAGAGGCGGCCAAGCCAAUGCGAUGGCUGGGGCGGGGUCGGACGCUCUAUAAGUUGUCGAUAGGCGGGCACUCCGCCCUAGAUUCUAAGGAUCAUGUCUGCGAGUCAGGAUUCUCGAUCCAGAGACAAUGGCCCUGAUGGGAUGGAGCCGGAAGGCGUCAUCGAGAGUAACUGGAAUGAGAUUGUGGAUAGCUUCGAUGACAUGAAUCUCUCAGAAUCCCUCCUCCGUGGUAUUUAUGCCUAUGGUUUUGAGAAGCCCUCUGCCAUCCAGCAGCGAGCUAUUCUUCCUUGUAUCAAGGGUUAUGAUGUGAUUGCUCAAGCCCAGUCUGGGACUGGGAAGACAGCUACAUUUGCCAUAUCAAUUCUGCAGCAGAUUGAAUUAGAUCUAAAGGCCACUCAGGCUUUGGUUCUGGCACCCACUCGUGAAUUGGCUCAACAGAUACAAAAGGUGGUUAUGGCAUUAGGAGACUACAUGGGUGCGUCUUGUCAUGCCUGUAUUGGGGGCACCAACGUGCGUGCUGAGGUGCAGAAGCUGCAAAUGGAAGCUCCCCAUAUCAUCGUGGGCACCCCUGGCCGGGUGUUCGAUAUGCUUAACCGGAGAUACCUGUCCCCCAAAUACAUCAAGAUGUUCGUACUGGAUGAAGCAGAUGAGAUGUUAAGCCGUGGGUUUAAGGAUCAGAUCUAUGAUAUAUUCCAAAAGCUCAACAGUAACACACAGGUAGUUUUGUUGUCUGCUACAAUGCCUUCUGAUGUCCUUGAGGUGACCAAGAAGUUCAUGAGAGACCCUAUUCGGAUUCUUGUCAAGAAGGAAGAGUUGACCCUGGAGGGUAUCCGCCAAUUCUACAUCAAUGUGGAACGAGAGGAGUGGAAGCUUGACACAUUGUGUGACUUGUAUGAAACACUGACCAUCACCCAGGCAGUAAUCUUCAUCAAUACCAGAAGGAAGGUGGACUGGCUCACUGAGAAGAUGCAUGCCCGGGAUUUCACUGUUUCCGCCAUGCAUGGAGAUAUGGACCAAAAGGAACGAGAUGUAAUCAUGAGGGAGUUCCGAUCUGGCUCUAGCAGAGUAUUAAUUACCACUGACCUGUUGGCCAGAGGCAUUGACGUGCAGCAGGUCUCCUUAGUCAUCAAUUACGACCUUCCCACCAACAGGGAAAACUACAUCCACAGAAUCGGUCGAGGUGGUCGAUUUGGCCGGAAAGGUGUGGCUAUUAACAUGGUGACCGAAGAAGACAAGAGGACUCUUCGAGACAUUGAGACUUUCUACAACACCUCCAUUGAAGAGAUGCCCCUCAACGUUGCUGACCUCAUUUGAGGGGCUGUACUGCUGCCUGGCCCUAGCCCGGGGUUCAGUCCUGGGGGUGGGCUAAGGAGCAGCUGGAGGGGGGAGGGAAGGGAGCCAAGGGAUGGACAUCUUGUUUUUGUUUUGUUUUUUUUUUUUUGUUUUGUUUCAGUUUUUUUUUUCUCUCUCUCUCUCUCUUUGAAUAAAUGUCACUUUUUGAGGCAAAAAGGAGGAACCGUGAACAUUUUAGACACCCUUUUCUUUGGGGUAGGCUCUGCCCCAGGCGCCGUCUCCUUCCCCCCUAAACACUAAUGCAUUUCCCUAACUUAGUCACCUGUUCCUAAAGGCUUUCCUUACUCCCAGCCAAAUCUCCAAAAGUGAGUCUCUAGGGGCUAAAACAUGGCUGGCCUCAUUUGCUGGACCAAAUCUACAGGGAAAACCCCUGAAUGAGGUUGUCCAGGGAAUUGUCCCCAGGUGAGGGGAGCAGGGGAGAGAAAAUGGUAGCCAUUUUUACAUUGUUUUGUAUAGUAUUUAUUGAUUCAGGAAACAAACACAAAAUUCUGAAUAAAAUUACUUGGAAACUGCC